UUGACUAUUCCCCAUAAAUUGAACUAUUCUUUUAAAAGUGAAACAAUAAAACAGGAUGAAAGUAUUUCUGAGCUCCUGUAAUGUUGAUGUGAAAUAUCACUGAGUGACUUUCAUGAAACAAUCACAGAGCAUGAUUGUGUUUUCAAUGAUACGUUAUCAGGCGUGCAGUGUUAGUGACUGAGAGCUUGUAGAUGUGGUUAAUAAUUAUUUUCUAGCUGAUAUGUUCAAAUGAACAGAAGGAAGCAGUCGUCGUCCUCAGUGAACCUGCGGUCAUGCUGCUGAACGCUCUGCUCAUCCUGUUGAGCUCUCAGCUCGUCUGGAGCAGAAAGUCAGAGCCCGUCCUCAACGAGGCCGCCGACGCAGGAUUGUUCAGGGGAUCCGACAAGUACGACUUCGCCCUCGAGGUUCCUGCUGCAGGGACGGAGUGUUUCUGGCACUUUGCCCACCAGAGUGGAAGCUUCUACCUGACCUACAUGGUACAGUGGGUAACCGGGAUGGCCAAUGACCACCGGCUGUUUGUGACAGUGAACUCGCCACAGGGCGUUCUCAUGGCUUCAAAGAACCAGCCUGUCGGUCAGAUGAACUUCCAGACUGAGGUGACAGGUUUUUACCAGAUGUGUCUUGGGAACCACAACAACCAGUUUGGAGGCAUCAGGGUCUUUGUGAACUUUGGCGUCAUCUACGGUGGCUCUGAGGAGUCAAAGAGAGAGACGGAGAAAGCAGAGAAGGUCCUCAACAGCACUUUGGCCGGAAUUGAGGAGAGUGUGCAGAAGCUCCAGAAUCAGAUCUUCCACAUAUGGCGUCAUUACAACUUUGCCCGCAUGAGGAAAGGGAAGGAUCACUACCUCCUCCUGUCCAACUUCAACUACGUCACCUGGUGGUCGGCGACCCAAAGCCUCGUCAUCCUCCUGUCGGGAUACUUGCAGCUCCUCAUGCUCAAAAGACUCUUCCACACGGACUCCAGCAGGCCGCGAUGCUGAAUGGAAGAACGUGCACAUGUCCGCUAGCAUCGCCGCUUUAACCUUUUACGUGAUUUCUGCUUUCUCACAUCAGGUUUUUAUUGAUAAGUUUGUGUGUAAAAGAUAAAAGAUCCUGCACACUAUCUGAAGCUAGAGACUAAACCUCUCUUAAAUAAUGGUUUUAAAUAAUGUCUUUUGAUGCCAAUCAUAAAAUAAACUCUUCUCCACAUUUA
This is a messenger RNA of Anarrhichthys ocellatus (wolf-eel), 1192 nucleotides long. Its product is annotated as transmembrane emp24 domain-containing protein 6-like. NCBI's taxonomy places the organism in Eukaryota, Metazoa, Chordata, Actinopteri, Perciformes, Anarhichadidae. The record is from RefSeq and is a predicted model, not a curated record. The transcript has 4 exons. Bases 273 to 980 code for a protein of 235 amino acids.